UAUUCCAGAAAGACCUCUUAACAAGGAGUCCCAUCAGUACCACCCGCCGACAAGCACCGCCACAGGAAGAAGAGAGCAGGAAGAGGCAAAAAACCACACACACGAGCGAGGCCGAGGCCGAAGCACAGUCAAGCAACCAGAUCGAUAGACUGUCGCAAUCUGCCUAUGGAGACUCUCGCCGCACAAUGUAUAUUCCGGGCACGCGUAGCGGUACGAGUGAUGGGGAUACCGGGACGGGCAGCAGAGAGAAGGUGUCAAGAGCGUCGCAGAAAGAAAAGGAGUCAGCAAAGCCGCCAAAGGGUGUGCACAUGUCGCAUGUUCAGUUGAAGCCUCUGCCUUCUGCACCACCCAAGAUUGCUACUGUGCCGAGAGAGACCACCAGACGGCACAGCAUGGAUAGCAUU
This is a messenger RNA of Sphaeroforma arctica JP610, 404 nucleotides long. RefSeq lists its product as hypothetical. The transcript has 2 exons. The annotation marks the transcript as partial. NCBI's taxonomy places the organism in Eukaryota, Ichthyosporea, Ichthyophonida. The record is from RefSeq and is a predicted model, not a curated record.